AUGAAUAGAGAUGAAGGUGAACGACCAGACGUUGGCACUCUUACGGGCGACGAUGUCGCGAAACACAACUCCCGAGAGUCUUGCUGGGUGAUUGUACACGGCAAAGCAUAUGAUGUGACGGAAUUCUUGCCAGAGCACCCAGGAGGACCCAAGAUUAUCCUCAAGUAUGCCGGCAAAGAUGCGACUGAAGAGUUCGACCCGAUCCAUCCGCCUGACACUUUGGACAAAUUCCUGCCCAAGGAAAAACAUCUCGGACCGGUGAACAUGGAAACGGUCGCGACGGAAGUGAAAGAAGAGUCUCCGGAAGAAAAGGCCAGACAAGAGCGUAUCAAGAACAUGCCGCCACUGGAGGCUUGCUAUAAUCUGAUGGAUUUUGAAUCCGUGGCCAGGGAGGUCAUGAAGAAACCCGCCUGGGCGUACUACAGCUCCGGAGCCGACGAUGAGAUUACCAUGAGAGAAAACCAUUCUGCCUUUCACAAGAUAUGGUUCCGACCGAGAAUACUCGUCGAUGUGGAACAUGUCGACAUCAGUACCACCAUGCUGGGGACGAAGUGCGAUAUUCCUUUCUACGUUACCGCCACCGCGCUGGGCAAGUUAGGCCAUCCGGAGGGAGAAGUGGUAUUAACAAGAGGUGCAAAGAAGCACAAUGUCAUCCAGAUGAUUCCGACAUUGGCCUCAUGCAGCUUCGACGAAAUCUGUGAUGCGAAAGAAGGCGAUCAAUGCCAGUGGUUGCAGCUCUACGUCAACAAAGACCGGGCGAUUACCAAGAAAAUUGUUCAGCACGCCGAAGCCCGAGGCUGCAAGGGUCUCUUCAUCACGGUGGAUGCUCCUCAGCUAGGCCGACGAGAGAAGGAUAUGCGGAGUAAAUUCGAAGAUGUCGGUUCCAACGUACAAAACACCAGCGGGUCGAACGUCGACCGGUCACAGGGCGCCGCAAGAGCCAUCUCCAGCUUCAUCGACCCCAGCCUCAGCUGGAAGGAUAUCCCAUGGUUCUUGAGUAUUACAAAAAUGCCCAUCAUCCUCAAGGGCGUGCAACGAGUUGAGGAUGUCCUGAAGGCCAUCGAAGUAGGAGCUCACGGUGUCGUGCUCUCCAAUCACGGAGGCCGCCAGUUGGAUUUUGCUCGAUCCGGUAUUGAGGUUCUGGCCGAGGUGAUGCCUAUCCUCCGCGAACGCGGCCUUCAAGACAAGAUUGAGGUAUUCAUCGAUGGCGGCGUGCGACGGGCGACAGAUAUCAUCAAAGCUCUAUGUUUGGGGGCCAAGGGCGUGGGCAUCGGGCGGCCUUUCUUGUUCGCUAUGUCUGCGUACGGCCUUCCUGGGGUGGAUAGGGCAAUGCAGCUUCUGAAGGACGAAAUGGUCAUGAAUAUGCGACUCAUUGGAGCUUCCAAAGUGGAGGAUUUGACACCCGAUAUGGUCGACACCGCGGGACUGAAAGCCCACACUGCAACCGUGCCUCAAGACACGCUCGGGAUUCGAGCAUACGACCCGCUGAUUACGCCACACGACAUGUUGAAAUCGCGUUUAUGA
Molecule: messenger RNA, 1524 nt
Organism: Capronia coronata CBS 617.96
Lineage: Eukaryota; Fungi; Ascomycota; Eurotiomycetes; Chaetothyriales; Herpotrichiellaceae
Product: L-lactate dehydrogenase (cytochrome)
Exons: 2
Coding region: 1-1524 (507 amino acids)
Biological process (GO): lactate metabolic process
Molecular function (GO): heme binding; L-lactate dehydrogenase (cytochrome) activity
Source: RefSeq, a predicted model, not a curated record